UCGCAGUCGACAGAACCACAUGGUAACACCAUCUUCAAGUUCUUCGUUUUGAAUUGCAACAAUGGCUACAUUUUACAAAUACGUGGCGUCAGCAAGGAUUUCGACAUGGCUAACGAGCGAUGGGAGGGAGGAACAACGCGUGGAGCGACGGAUGGAGGUCAGUGCCGUGGAGAUGGAACAUGGAAUACGUAACGAACAACAGCAGCACCGGCCCCGCGUUCAAGCACGACCCGAGCCUAGCCGAAAAAAGACGUUUCUUGAUGGUUGCUGCACCAACAGUUUGUUCCACCCCUUUAUUGACACAGAUGACACGUUCACGCACGGUGCAUUAUUGAUCACCGGCUAUGGCAUUCUACUGACAAUCUUCCACUGGGUAAUUGGUUUGUGGGCCGUCCUUACCCUCCCAGCCAUCUGUUGCAUAAGCGGGAUUUACUGUAUCGUGAAGGCGGUUAAGGAGACGAUAUUCUGAAUUGUGGUCCUCUAUAUACAACUCAAACCCGUGGAGCUGUCAGACAAGGGCUUCUACAGAUACCAUGUGUACCUGCUGAUAGACUUCCUCACAACUGUUGCUCUCAUUGCUACGGGCAUCGGUCUGGAGGCCGGCAUUGGAGUAAAACGCUGCGAGUUCAUAUCAUCGACCGUUUCCAUAUCAUUACCGUUUCCGGACGAUAUAGACGCCAAAGUGUGGUGGGUGGCCGCCUUCUGUAUGUCCAUGGACGCCUUCAUACCCCACAUCAUGAUUGUGUUCACCAUUGUGGUCUUUUUAUGCGUCUGUUUUACACUGGCCCACUGUCCAGAUGAGAACUAACCUUCUGACUGCUCAGUAUCAAUGUGUAUAUACCACGGGGUACAUUACGUCAUAUAUGCUACGUCAGAAGCACUGGCACCGGAUUUUCAAACUCAAAAACUUAAAAAAUAAAAAAAUCGUAUAAUUGCUUACUAAAAAUUAUAAUACCGAAUAUGUAAAAAAAUAUUGAAAAAUAUUUUUUUUUUCAAAUAUGCACUUUGUACUGUAUAAUAUAUAAACAAUGAUUCUUAUGAAGGAUACCGUGGUUAUUUUGAAAGAAAUGUACAUAAAACACGGUAUUUCUACCUUAUGAGACGAUAGCAGAUCAGACUAAAUCUUUUAGCAUUCACUAAUCAUUUAAUAUUUUUUGCAUAUCCAGCUAUCAAAAACAUGGUUAUAAUCUUAUUAUCAGUAUAUUUUCCAUAAAUGCAUUAUUUGGUAAGUUGUUAAAGGUUUAUCAGUCAAAAUUUAUGUUUGUUAUACCUGUCUAUGUAUUGUUUUUGUAUAAGAGCGUCACUUUAAAAGUGGGUCACUUGGGGUCAAAAACUAGGUCACUAGGUCAAAUCUUAGAAAAAUCUUUGGAACAUACGAGAGGCAUUAUACAUGGUAAUAUAUUCAUUAAACUUAAUCAGAAUGUUUUCCUUGAUGAACUCUUGGUCGUAAAUAAAACUGGGUCACAUAUAAACGAAAAUUAGGUCACUAGGUCAAAUCUUAGAAAAAUCUUGUCCAGAACCAUAUCAUGGUAAUUAUUGGUCAAGUUAUGUUAAAAAUUAGUCAUGAUGUACCCCUUGAAGAAAAAUGGAUCACUUAAAAAAGUGGGUCACAUGGGGUCAAAAACUAGGUCACUUGGUCAAAUCUUAGAAAAAUCUUUGGAACAUACUAGAGUCAUUAUACAUGGUCAAAUAUUCAUGAAACUUAAUCAGAAUGUUUUCCAUGAUGAACUCUUGGUCGUAAAUAAAACUGGGUCAAAUAUGAUCAAAAAUUAGGUCACUAGGUCAAAACUUAGAAAAAUCUUGUCCAGAACCAUAUCAUGGUAAUGAUUGGUCAAGUUAAGUUCAAAAUUGGUCAUGUACCCCUUGAUGAAAUAUAGACCACAUUAAAAAGUGGGUCACAUGGGGUCAAAAACUGGGUCAGUAGGUCGAAUCUUAGAAAAAUCUUUGGAACCUACUCGAGGCAUUAUACAUGGUCAAAUAUUCAUAAAACUUAGUCAGAAUGUUCCUUGAUGAAAUCUUGGGACUUAUUUGAAACUGGGUCACAUAUGAUCGAAAAUUAGGUCACAAGGUCAAUUCUUUCAAAAAUCUUGUCCGAAACUAUUUUAUGGUGGUGAUUGGUCUGAUUAAGUUCAAACAUGGUCAGGAUGUUCUUUGGGUUAAAUUUCGACUGCCUUUUAAGUGUGUUAUAUGGGUCAAAAACUAGGUCAUAUCUUACAGAAAUCUAGAGGCAAUACAUCUGCUCUAAUUUCCAUGAAACUUAAUCAGAAUGCCUCAAUGAAAUCUUGGAAUAGUUUGAAACUAAUAGGUCAUGUGGGGUCAAAAAUGAGGUCACUGGGUCAAAUCUUAAAAAAACCUUGUGGACACUCUAGAGGCUAUGUUAUUUGCAAUAUAUCUGGACCAACCGUCAUGAAAUUUGAUAAGAAUGUUUGCCUUGAUAAAAUCUUAGAUUAGUUUGGAACUGGGUAACAUGGAGUCGUCAUAAACUAGGUUUCUUGGUCAAUUCUGAAUGUUACAUUAUAUACAAUAUUUUUUUUAUUUCAAACAGUUGCA
This is a messenger RNA of Mya arenaria, 2550 nucleotides long. RefSeq lists its product as uncharacterized. Lineage: Eukaryota; Metazoa; Mollusca; Bivalvia; Myida; Myidae. The transcript has 7 exons. The record is from RefSeq and is a predicted model, not a curated record. Bases 62 to 469 code for a protein of 135 amino acids.